CUGGUUCGAACAUUAAUCCCAACUCUGAGAAAAAUCAGGUCAUGAGGUGGAUAUUUUUCCCAGGACAGGUAACAUUUCAACCCUAUUUAUCCUUUUGAACUUUCUUUUACGCCGACAACUAUUCCACUUUCUUCUUUUAAUAUUAUACCUAAAGAAAAUACCUUGUAGGAAGGCCUUUUACUUUUGGCCAGACCAAUGAGUUAUUGUGUGUGACUGAGCAACAAACAUCAAAGGAUUUGGAAUCUCUUGCAAUAUCUACUCCAACCAAACAUUUAAGUGCCCAACUACCCAUCAAACUUAGACUAGAAUUCGCUUCAACUACCAGUCUUCUCUCUACGGGUUGCCUUUGUCCUUGGACUUCGCUUUCUCCUAUUAAUAGCCGAACACUUGAUAAUGAUUGACCACAUCAACAAACUUCAAGCAUAGUUCCUUCCCCGCAUCUCCUCUUAGACAAACACUGAAACUAUACCCUUCCUUUCUUGAGUCCGUGUAUUACGAUGGCUGACAUGGAUCGCUCUUCUGAUGAUGUUUCUGCAGAUUCUACAGCAGAGCAAACCUGUGAAGCUUCAAAGCUUGAGUUCUCUGAAGAUGAGGAAACCCUUAUAACCAGGAUGUUCAAUCUGGUUGGUCAGAGGUGGUCUUUGAUUGCUGGAAGAAUCCCUGGAAGAACAGCAGAAGAAAUAGAGAAGUACUGGACUUCAAGAUGCUCAACCAGUGAAUAAGCAUCAGAAAAUGGCCCAAGUUUCAUCCACUCCUAGAACAAAGAAAUUUUUUUGGUGUGCUUUAUAAGUUUGUAAAAGCUAGAUAUAUUAUGGUAUAUGCAAAGAUGACCUUACUAAAUGGUACUGGUCUUUCGCGUUUUCACUGUAACCAAAAGGAGCAUGCCACUAUGACGCCUCUGUAAUAUUCUUCGUCAUAACUUGCUAUUUGAAGUGCUAGCCACCUGCGUGUAUCUUCCCAUUCUUAUAGCCUCCAGCACAUGCUAUGGUAAUCUCUCUGGAUGUUUGUUGCUUCUUUGUUUGAAUUGCCAUAUGAGGUGGAAGCCACCUGCGCGUAGCCUAUGGCAUUCUGGGUUGGUACGGAUUCCUUCAAAAUAAGAGAGAGUGGUGAAAGGUGAAAGUUUUUCUGAUGAA
This is a messenger RNA of Neltuma alba, 1133 nucleotides long. Its product is annotated as MYB-like transcription factor ETC1. Gene Ontology annotation, biological process: regulation of DNA-templated transcription; cell differentiation. Gene Ontology annotation, molecular function: transcription cis-regulatory region binding. The record is from RefSeq and is a predicted model, not a curated record. NCBI's taxonomy places the organism in Eukaryota, Viridiplantae, Streptophyta, Magnoliopsida, Fabales, Fabaceae. The transcript is spliced from 3 exons. Gene Ontology annotation, cellular component: nucleus. The coding region runs from base 498 to 722 and encodes 74 amino acids.